AUGUCCAGCCUAACACCUGAAGAGAUUGCCUACUACCAGGCACAUGCAGACGAUGAUCUUCGACCGAAUCAGAUAGCUGCUGAUGUUGUUGGGAUUGUGCUGACAGUCACAGCGGUGGCGGCGCGAGUCCUGGCGCGAUUCCGCUCGAAAGCUGGCUUUGGCUGGGAUGAUUAUCUUAUUUCAGUUGCCUUGAUGGGCCAGCUCUCGUAUGCCGUCUUGAUGUUCAUGAGUGUCAUUAACGGUGAGGGCCAACAUAUUAUCUUUGUCAAGAACCAGAAGCUCUUCGUACAGGAAUAUGUGGCAGCGAUUAUCUCAUACUCGAUUACUGUCAUGCUCACCAAAAUAUCCAUCCUGUUUCUCUACCACCGCUUCUUCCCAAUGAAAUGGCUUUUGCUGAUCGCCUAUGUUGUGGGUGCAAUUGUCGUCGCCUAUAAUCUGGCCGUGAUAUUUGUCGCUGCCUUCCAGUGUAUCCCUCUUUCAGCACUGUGGACUGGACAGUCCGAGAAAUGCAUCAACACGGCUCCGCCUUUCACAGCUCUCGCUAUUGUCAAUGUAGUAACUGACAUCGCCAUUUUGGCAAUCCCCGUCACGCCUGUCCUAGGGCUGCACAUGAACACAAGUCGCAAGGUACAGGUACUGACUAUCUUUCUUCUGGGGGGAAUUGUCUGCAUCUUCGGCAUCAUCCGCACAGUGGCAAUCUCCAACAUGAAACCAGUCGACCCCAGCUACAAUGCAGUCAACUCUGGCCUGUGGUCCUACAUCGAGAUAUCAGUCGGCAUCCUAGCAGCCUGCUUGCCCACCUUGGCCCCCCUUUUCAAGCACCGCAGGCAGAAUCAGCUCGGGAACGGAACAUACGCCUCAGGCAGCGGUUCAAGCCGGCGCUGGAAACUCGGCAGGAAGUGGUCGACAGAACGGCUGCAGGAUGACGUGUUGCUUACAGAAAACACGUAUAUCGUUGAGACUUGGUCGCAUUCGGGAAAUGGGUCUAAUAGCGCCAUACAGCUCGAUCAUCAUGACAAGUCCAGCAAAGGCGGGGAGAAGGAUCAUCGGUUGUCGGGCAUCGUGGUGCAGAGAGAGGUACAUCAGAUGGUGGAUUCUGUUUAGUG
Molecule: messenger RNA, 1106 nt
Organism: Aspergillus pseudonomiae
Lineage: Eukaryota; Fungi; Ascomycota; Eurotiomycetes; Eurotiales; Aspergillaceae
Exons: 6
Coding region: 1-1104 (367 amino acids)
Source: RefSeq, a predicted model, not a curated record